CGUGAAAGCGGACGCGCGCCGCGGCAGCCGGGGCGGCGGCGAGGACGGCGGCCACGGCAGCGGCGAAGGGGGCGGUGGCGAAGAAGGGGGUGCGGAGCGGGCGGAAGAGGCGUCUGUGCCGUCUGCUAGGUCGCAGAGGAACAUCGUUGGGAUCAGCGACUAUCAUCUGUUCCACAAGAUGAGUAACAGCCACCCUCUUCGCCCCUUCACUGCAGUGGGGGAAAUUGAUCAUGUGCACAUUUUGUCUGAACAUAUUGGUGCCUUGUUGAUUGGGGAAGAAUAUGGCGACGUCACAUUUGUUGUGGAAAAGAAACGUUUUCCUGCCCACAGGGUAAUUUUAGCAGCCAGGUGCCAAUAUUUUCGAGCAUUAUUGUAUGGUGGAAUGCGAGAGUCUCAGCCUGAAGCAGAAAUUCCUCUCCAAGACACCACUGCAGAAGCAUUCACAAUGCUACUCAAAUAUAUCUACACUGGGCGGGCAACGCUGACAGAUGAGAAGGAGGAGGUGCUGCUGGACUUUUUGAGCCUGGCUCAUAAAUAUGGAUUUCCAGAGCUAGAGGAUUCUACCUCUGAGUAUCUCUGUACCAUACUGAACAUUCAGAAUGUCUGCAUGACUUUUGAUGUUGCCAGUCUCUACUCACUUCCCAAGUUAACUUGUAUGUGCUGCAUGUUUAUGGACAGGAAUGCUCAGGAGGUGCUCUCAAGUGAAGGUUUCCUCUCCCUUUCUAAGACAGCACUUUUAAACAUCGUGUUAAGAGAUUCAUUUGCAGCUCCCGAAAAAGAUAUUUUCCUAGCCUUAUUAAACUGGUGUAAGCACAAUUCAAAGGAGAAUCAUGCUGAAAUCAUGCAGGCUGUACGUUUACCUCUCAUGAGCCUCACAGAGCUUCUGAAUGUUGUGAGACCUUCGGGACUGUUGUCUCCUGAUGCCAUCCUGGAUGCCAUUAAAGUGCGAUCUGAGAGCCGGGAUAUGGACCUCAAUUAUAGAGGCAUGCUCAUACCAGAAGAAAACAUUGCAACUAUGAAGUAUGGAGCCCAAGUUGUAAAGGGGGAGCUGAAAUCAGCCUUAUUAGAUGGUGAUACUCAAAAUUAUGAUUUGGAUCAUGGAUUUUCAAGGCACCCAAUUGAUGAUGACUGCCGUUCUGGCAUCGAGAUUAAGCUAGGUCAGCCGUCCAUUAUCAAUCACGUACGGAUACUCCUAUGGGACCGAGAUAGUCGGUCUUAUUCAUACUUCAUUGAAGUAUCAAUGGAUGAACUUGACUGGGUUAGAGUGAUAGACCAUUCCCAGUAUCUGUGUCGUUCUUGGCAGAAAUUAUAUUUUCCAGCCCGUGUCUGCAGGUAUAUUCGAAUUGUUGGGACUCACAACACAGUGAACAAGAUUUUUCACAUUGUGGCUUUUGAAUGUAUGUUUACAAACAAAACCUUCACUCUUGAGAAGGGGCUGAUAGUUCCCAUGGAGAACGUUGCAACAAUUGCUGAUUGUGCCAGCGUGAUUGAAGGAGUCAGUCGGAGCCGAAAUGCCUUGCUGAAUGGGGACACUAAGAAUUAUGAUUGGGAUUCUGGCUACACAUGUCACCAGCUAGGAAGUGGUGCGAUUGUGGUUCAACUAGCACAGCCAUACAUGAUUGGGUCAAUACGGUUACUACUGUGGGAUUGUGAUGAUCGAAGCUAUAGCUACUACGUUGAGGUUUCUACCAACCAGCAACAGUGGACCAUGGUUGCUGACAGAACUAAAGUCUCCUGCAAGUCCUGGCAGUCAGUGAGUUUUGAAAGGCAGCCUGCCUCCUUCAUCCGUAUCGUUGGGACACACAACACAGCAAAUGAGGUGUUCCACUGUGUCCACUUUGAGUGUCCAGAGCAGCAGAGCAGCCAGAAGGAGGAAAAUAGCGAGGAAUCAGGGACAGGGGACACCAGUCUGGCCGGUCAGCAGCUCGACUCCCAUGCCCUGCGGGCGCCCAGUGGCAGCUCACUACCCUCCAGCCCAGGCUCCAACUCACGCUCCCCCAACCGGCAGCACCAAUAAAGGAGGCAGCGGGCCUGGUGUGACUGGUGGGCUUGGGCGACGGCAGGAAACGGUCUCCUCCCUGAGCAGGGGUCUUUGUUGACUGCCCCCGCCCCUGCCCCUUUCCAGUGAGGAGCUGCGAAAGCAGACACCGAACAGGUUUCCUCCCAAGGCAGAAAGGGGCUGCUUUGUUCUUCUCAAUUUGUCCAAAUCAGGCUGGUCUCGAGGGGGAGAAAAUGGGUCUUCAGUCUUCAUCAAGUCCGCCAUUCACACCCUACCUCUCUCAUCUAGCCCAGGCGCAGGGAACAGGAGGGUCAUAGACAGGCCCGUGUUGGAAUACAGAAAUGGCACACAAACACUCAGGCGGAGGAGAAAGCAUCAGGCCUCUGCUGCCUGGAGGCGCCCUUUAGGAACGGGCUUCCUCAGAGCGUUCGUUCUGCUGGAAAACAUUGCCCUGGCAACUAAAUGAUUUU
This is a messenger RNA of Mandrillus leucophaeus (drill), 2469 nucleotides long. RefSeq names its product BTB (POZ) domain containing 9 (gene BTBD9). The transcript has 11 exons. Gene Ontology annotation, biological process: modulation of chemical synaptic transmission; circadian behavior; adult locomotory behavior. The record is from RefSeq and is a predicted model, not a curated record. The coding region runs from base 179 to 2017 and encodes 612 amino acids. Gene Ontology annotation, molecular function: protein binding. Lineage: Eukaryota; Metazoa; Chordata; Mammalia; Primates; Cercopithecidae.